Helianthus annuus (common sunflower) is the source of this 612-nucleotide messenger RNA. RefSeq lists its product as uncharacterized. NCBI's taxonomy places the organism in Eukaryota, Viridiplantae, Streptophyta, Magnoliopsida, Asterales, Asteraceae. The coding region runs from base 1 to 612 and encodes 203 amino acids. The transcript is spliced from 4 exons. The record is from RefSeq and is a predicted model, not a curated record.
AUGAAGAGCGAUUGGAAGUUAUACGAUCGUUUGAUGAGAAUUGAAUCUGGGCUUGGAUGGGAUCCUGUGAAAAAGACGAUAAACUCAAUGAGUGAGUGGUGGGAUGAAAAAAUACAGGCGGACCCAGAACUUGCAAAAUUCAAGAACAAAAAUUUGGAGAUGUAUCAAGAGUUUUACGAGCCAUUGUUUCGAGACUGUGUUGCCACUGGGGAUAAGACUAAACCCCCCCAUCAAUUGCAAAAUGAAAUUAGUCAAAGUGAUGUUCAAGAUGAUAUUGGUGUUAUGGAUGUAGAAGGGAAGGCAGAUAGCGAUGAAGGGAAUUUAGGUGAUGAUGCGGAAAAAUUAUUUCCAAAAAGCAAUUUCAUCAAGAGGAGGAAAAUACAAGACAAUGCUCAUGGUCGUUCAAGCAGGGGAAAAAGUACAAUAGCUUCCUCACUUGAAGUUAAACUUGACAUGGUUAUUGAAGCACUAUCCUCACAAAGCACACCAAACAUUUCUAUGUGUGCCUUGAUGGAGAUACCAAACCAUGGUAAAUAUGUGAAUUCUGAUAGUGAAGAUGAGAACAAUGACUCGAAUGAGGAAGAUUGGUUAGAUGAUGAGAAACGAUUGUAG